AUGGAGAUACAACAGCUUACACUCAUCGCCACUGUUGCCUCAAGCAUAAUUUCUCUACCGGAAAACAACAAUUCAAAACCGCACCAAAACGAAGUACAACCAAAGACGGCUACAACAACCGUAACUACAUCGAAAAAGAGUUUUCGAGAUGAUGUUUUGGAGAAGGAGAGUUCCAGAUUCGGUUUGACUGUUGUGUGUGGAAGAAGGAGGGAUCUAGAAGAUGCUGUUUCGGUAAAGCCGUCGUUUUGUAAAACGAUUUGCUCUUAUCUACACUUUUACGGUGUAUUCGACGGCCAUGGCUGCUCUCAUGUGGCGACCAAGUGCAAAGACCGGAUGCACGAGAUAGUGAAAGAGGAAGUUGAGAACUGUGAGGAAGCAAUUUUGUGGAAAGAGAUGAUGAUGAAGAGUUUUGCUCGGAUUGAUAAGGACGUAAGUGAAUGGAGCAAGAGUGCAUCAUCCUGCUCAGAUUGUAGAUGCCACCUUCAAAUUCCACAGUGUGAUGCCGCUGGAUCUACUGCGGUUGUUGCGGUUGUGGCUCCGGAUAAGAUUGUAGUUUCUAACUGUGGCGAUUCGCGUGCUGUGCUUUGUCGGGAUGGUGUUGCGAUUCCGUUAUCAACAGAUCAUAAGCCUGAUCGACCGGAUGAACUUAAACGAAUCGAAAAUGCUGGUGGUCGUGUUAUACAUUGGGAUGGAGUUAUGAGGGUUCUUGGUGUUUUAGCUAUGUCUAGGGCAAUUGGCGACGAUUAUUUAAAACCGUAUGUGAUACCAGAACCGGAAGUAACCGUAACAGAACGGACGGAUGACGACGAGUGCCUUAUCAUCGCAAGUGACGGCCUUUGGGACGUGGUAUCAAACGACGUCGUAUGCCAUGUGGCUCGCAUGUGCCUAAGGUCGGAGGAGGUUCCAUUGCCGCCGCGAUCUGAUGGUAGUCCGUUCAAUGUGGCCCGUGGUGAGAGCUCCGAUAAGGCGUGUUCGGAUGCGUCGAUGCUGUUAACGAAGUUAGCGUUGGCUAGACGGAGCUCGGAUAACGUUAGUGUAUUGGUGGUUGAUCUUAGGAGGGAUAUAUAA
Helianthus annuus (common sunflower) is the source of this 1068-nucleotide messenger RNA. RefSeq names its product protein phosphatase 2C 37. NCBI's taxonomy places the organism in Eukaryota, Viridiplantae, Streptophyta, Magnoliopsida, Asterales, Asteraceae. Gene Ontology annotation, molecular function: cation binding; protein serine/threonine phosphatase activity. The transcript is spliced from 4 exons. The coding region runs from base 1 to 1068 and encodes 355 amino acids. Gene Ontology annotation, cellular component: cytosol; nucleus. The record is from RefSeq and is a predicted model, not a curated record. Gene Ontology annotation, biological process: protein dephosphorylation.